Danio rerio (zebrafish) is the source of this 2193-nucleotide messenger RNA. The record is from RefSeq and is a predicted model, not a curated record. Lineage: Eukaryota; Metazoa; Chordata; Actinopteri; Cypriniformes; Danionidae.
ACAGCAGCCAAUCAGCAUCAGAUCCGAUAAACCUUCAUGACAUGAUGUCUGCAGCCAGGCGCCGUCUGUUAUAAGAUGAGAUUAUGAUGUAUUCGAGUAAAAAACACUCGUAAUUAGCUUAAUUUACCGUGUAAAGCUCGGUUUACGGUUAAAACAGCACCGCGUUUUCGUCCGUGUGUGCUGCUGAUGCGGGUGAAAAUGGCGGACGGAGGGAGACGCUCGGUGCAGAAUAUGAGGAGAAAAUGAGCGAAUCAGAAAUCAUUACGACGGAUAUAAAAUACUAACACAAUAACAGGCAUCGCUGAGGUGGACUCUAGGCUUUCAGAAAGAUGAUCCUGACAGUAUAUAUGGACACCCGUGUCCUUCAACAGACUCCGCCAGUCUCGCCGUAGCAGCAGUUCUGGAGGAAGCGGAGGAGCGAGUGUUUCGCUGGCGGCACGCGCUGCUGCAGGGCAUGGAGUACCACAGUUCAGGGACGCUGCCUCUGCUGGGCAGCCCGCGCUACUGCCCUGGCACCAACAGCGCCAGCGGAUACCUGUGCCAGACCGGACACUGCUGCCAGGAGACCGGCUGCUGCACAUACUACUAUGAGCUGUGGUGGUUUUGGCUGCUGUGGAGUAUGCUAAUCCUCUUUAGCUGCUGCUGCGCAUAUCGCCACCGUCAGGCUAAGCAGCGUGUCCAGCAACAGCAGAGGCAGAGAGAGAUCAACCUGAUGGCAUAUCACGGAGCUUGCAGCUACCCGUCCUCCAUGUUUGACCUCAGUUUUCUCGCAUCACUCAAACUGCCGUCUUAUGAGGAAGUAGCAGCACAGCCCAGCACCCCGCCCCCUCCCUACAGCUCGGUGGCUUACCCGCGAGGCUCCGCCCACCCUGGCCCGAGUCACAUAAUGUCAUCACAGAGCUCCGACAACUACACCAGCUGCUCCUGUGACUCCUGCUGUCCGUCUUCACCCUGUAGCUCCUCCCCUUCUUCCGCCCAGCUCACCGACGAGACUGACACAAGCCACGCCUCCACACCCUCCCUCAAUGAGCCUGGCCACACCCACUCAGCAGUUAUGCACAUCGAGAACAUUCCAGCGCUCAAUGACCAAUCGCCUGAGGAAGCAGAGCCUCCAGGCCCCGCCUCUCCAGGUUCCAAAGUGGUGCAGAAGAUCAAAAGUAGCAGCAGCAGCACAGAUAACGUUAAUAACAAUAACGAGAUAUUAGAAGCAUCCCAAGCGAUUAGCACUAGUAACAUUGACAGUCCGACGACAAAGAAUAUCACCAGCCUUAGCAUUUCCACUUCAUCUUCGCAUCUCUUUUCCAUCUCUGAUCCGAUUGGUGCUCAACCCGAGCAGAAGAGGGAGGAGCCAGUAGCUCCGCCCCCUCAGUCUCCACCCAGAAACGCUCUGUUUUCUCCUGGUGUUGAACCCGAGCGCCGCGAUUCUGCUGUCAGUGAUCUGGAUGUGGACCAAACACACUUUCAGCAGCGACGGCUGACCGGAGACUCUGGUAUUGAGGUUUGCCGUUGCCGUGUUGAACGUGAGGAAGAUGAGGAGGAUGAAGAUGAAAAUUUACCCACAGAGUCCGCCAUUGGGACGGUGAACGAUCUUCAUGAUAGUCCGGAUUGUUCUGCUAGAGCCAGACAGCUGCCGGUGGAUGGGGGUGGGAAAGAGGCGUGGCCUGCCUCAUCUGUGACUCCGCCCACUGACGCUGUCGUCAUCGCCAUGGAAACCGACUGAUCUGAGACUGAUGAUUAAAGCAUGUUGAUCUUGUGUUUUGGCGGCAAAAUAAGAGCAACUGUACAGCCUGAGGUUAGAAGAAACACAUUAAUAUUAGCGGUUAAAAUUUGCAAAGUAUGUCUCCUCUGAGCAUCAAGGAUGCAUUUGUUUGAUCAAAAAUACAUUUAAAAUGUUAAAUAUUAUCAUAGUUCUAAAUGUCAUUUUUAGAUGUGAAUAUAUAGUUAGGUGCACUCUCAGAAAAACAGGUACACGGUGGUACAAAUAUUGUUCCUUGAGGAGCUGUUUUGUACCUUAAACUGUAAAGAUUGUACCUUAUAUGAUGCAGAAGAGACUUAUUAUACUGUUCUGUACCUUUUUAUGGUACAAUUGAAAUGCAGGUACACAAUUGCUCCCAUAUAAAAGGUUUCAAAAGUAUUGAUUAACUUUAUCUUUAUUACAAUACCAGUGAAAAUAAAUAUGACUGGAAAGGCAAA